AUGUCCAGGCGGACGACACCGGCUCAGAAAGCCUCUGCUGGCACGACUGCCGCUGCACAAGCGGGUGCAGCGGUGAUGGCUGCUCCUGCGUGGCGGCAGUUCUCCUUCUUCGGCUCGACGCCGUUCCCCUCGUCGUCGAGCAGCUCCACCACCCCCGAACUCGUCCAACACCCGUCGCUCAUCUCCUGCGUGCAUUCGAACCCGCUGCUGGGCGAUGGAGUCGUCUUGCUGGCCGAUCUCGAGGGCAGCGUGCACUGGGUUGACGAGGAGUGGACGGCUGAGAGGAGUUGGCGGGCGUAUGACGGCGGACGGGUACAGCUUAUGGAGACGUGCGAGUGGGAUCCUGCGAGAGGUUGGGCCAUCUUGGUGACGGUUGGAGACGACUCCUCAACUCCCUUUCCUCUCCUCAAAGUCUGGCUUCUUACCCUUCCCCAGCCUUCCCUUCCUACCGAUGCAUCUGCGUCCGAACCGCCAACCUCUCAUCUCACGCUCCUCCGCCAAACUGCCGUCUCGCCAAACGCUUCUCGCCCUUCGCCCGUCUCUUCGCUCGCCGUCUCUCCCUCGCUCUCGCACAUCGUCGUCGGACUGGCAGACGGCUCGGUCAUCGGCUGGAAACGCGUCGACGAGCUCAUUGACUCGAGCUUGUACGACUUGGAGGAAGCAGCUGCGCGAGCCGCUGAACCUGCCUCGUCUACCUCGAAGGGGCGGACAGGCGGGAAGGCAUCACCUUCCGUCGUAGGAGGAAUGGGCAAGCUGCGGACCUUCUCGGAGGGGAACAAGGAGCCCGUCACGAACGUCGGCAUCACGGCUGCCUCGCCUUCCUCGCCCAUCCAGACCCUCUUCAUCCUCACAACAUCGCAAAUCCUCGCCUUACCGCUCCCGACCUCCUCGAAGCAGAAGGCCGCGACGGCGCCGACGGUGCUGGACGACCACGGCGCAGCAGUCGGCUGUGCGAAGGUGAUGCGGCUGGUAUUGGGAAAGGGUGUCGGGCAGGAGGAGGGCGAGACGGCGGAGCGGAUGGUCGUGGCGCGGGAAGAGGCGAUCUAUGUGUACGGUAGCGAAGGGCGGGAGGGAUGUUGGGCGUACGAGGGUCCGAAAUCGUCGAUCUGCGCUCUGCACGCUUCUUCCAGCUCCUACGUUUCUUCCGCAUCAACCGGCCAGCUCCCGACGCCUUACCUCGCCAUCGUCUCUCCACCCCUCACUUCCAGCCUCGCAUCGACCUCCGCGACGAUCCGCCAACACGCACGUACCACCGCUUCAACACGACCAACUCCGACCGCUGGCGCCUCAGCCGACGAACGAGUAGCCAAAGUGACCAUCUUCGAUCCGGAGAACAAGUUCGUGGCGUUCAGCGGGACGUUUGGAGAUGCGGAGGCGGACGCCGAGUUGAGCGGGGUGCGGGACGUGGUAGAGGCAUGGGGAGCAAUCUGGGUCCUGACGGAAGCUGGCAAGCUCUUCCGCCUCACCGAGCAGCCGCUGCAAGACUCGAUGGCGACGCUCUUCCAGCGGAACCUGUACACGCUCGCGAUCAGCCUCGCCAAGAGUCGGGGAAUGAGCGAGAGUGAGGUUGCGGAAAUCUACCGAAGAUACGGAGACCACCUUUACUCGAAGAGCGACUACGAAGGCGCAAUGAGCUGCUACCUCAAAACGGUCGGAACGGUGCAGGCGAGCUACGUGAUCCGCAAGUUCCUCGACGCGCAACGUCUCACACACCUCACGUCCUACCUGCAAGAGCUGCACUCGCGCGGUCUCGCCAACAGCGACAUCACGACUCUCCUCCUCAACUGCUACACCAAGCUCGCGGACGACGACGCCCUGUCUCGCUUCAUCCACUCGUCUUCCCCUUGCCGCGCCGCCAACGGGACGAACGGCGAUGCUGUCCUGGACGAGCCGCCGUUCGACCUCGAGACCGCCAUCCGAGUCCUGCGCCAAGCCUCCUACUUCACGCACGCGAGCUGGCUCGCCGAGCGAUACCGCGCGCACGGCGAGUACCUCCGCAUCUCGAUCGAGGACACGAACGACUUUGUCGGUGCGCUGCGGUACGUGAGGGAGCUGGCGCGCGGACAGGUCGGGGGAAAGGAGGGGAGAGAGGAGGCGGAGGAGAGUAUGAAGCGAUGGGGUGGCGUGCUGCUCGCCAAUGAGCCGGAUCUGACGACGGAAGUGCUUGUGGAGAUUUGCUGCGGUGAGGAACAGAGGCAGAACGGCUUGGCUGCGGCGACGACGAAGGAGGUCAAGGGCGACGAGAAGGACGCGAGCCGGGACUCGGCGAAGCGGGAUCGAGUCUCGACUCUGCGGAGCGAGACGGAGAAGCGGACAAUGAAGGGCGGGACAGCCUCGCCGGGCUACGAUGUCCCCGACUCUGCCUCGCUCGCCAAUCUCUCCAUCUCUUCCGAUCCCAUCACCGCCGAACCCGAAACGACUCUUCCUUCUCCGCGGCAAUUCUUCGCCCACUUCGCGGACCACCCUCGACACUUCGUCUCCUUCCUCGAGCAGAUCGCGGCUCGACGAUACGGCAAGUCGGUCGACUCGCUCGUCCCGCCUGCCAACCUGACCGGCACCAACUUCCCCUUGUCCGAGUCCCGAGAACUGGCUCCGCCGCCCGACUACCUCGACGCCGCCGCACGGGACGAGCAAGUCGUCUGGAACACCUUGCUCGAACUCUACGUCACGCCUCUGCCGUCGCCGUCCCCCGACGGCAACGAGCGCGACGGCGAGGCGGAGCAAGCGCAGCUGCGAGCGAAGGCAAUCAAGCUCUUGCGGUGUCGAGACCAAGUCCCCUAUGAUGAGACGCAGGCAUUGCUCGUCUGUACCACCAAGGGUUUCGAGGAUGGCUUCGUCUUGCUGUACGAGCUGCUCGGCAUGUACGAAGACAUCGUUAGGUAUUGGAUCGACGCCUCGCUCGCCUCUUCGUCCAGUACAAGUCUCUCCGCCCGAGUCGUCCGCUCCCUGCGUCGAUACGGCCCUUCUUGUCAUUCGCUCUACCGUCUCGUUCUGCGCCAUCUUACCGCCUCUUCCGAGCUUCUCUCGCGGCAUCAAGCCGACGUUCUCGACAUCUUUGACGAGAUUGACCGCGAAAAGGUCAUGCCGCCUAUCGCGGUCGUGCAGAUUCUCAGCUCGAACGGGACGGCCAGCAUUGGGCUUGUGAGGGAGUACCUGAAGCGGCAGUUGCUUGCGGAGAAGCAGGAGAUCGAGUCGGACCAAGCACUCAUCGCCUCUUACCGCACCGAGUCUGCGAAGAAGCGCAAGGAGAUCCAGGAGCUUUCGGACCCGAACGUCCCGCGUGUCUUCCAGGUCACCCGCUGUUCGGCUUGCGGCGGCCAGCUCGAUGUGCCUGCGACGCACUUCAUGUGCCGUCACUCGUAUCAUCAGCGCUGCCUCGGCGAGAACGAGACGCAAUGCCCGAACUGCGCUCGCACGCACGGCGUCAUCCGCGAGAUCCGCAAGAACAAUGAGCAGCUCGCCGGGCGACACGACCUCUUCGUGCAGGAGGUGGCCGACAGCGAGGAUCCGUUUGCGACGGUUGCGAACGCGUUCGCGAGGGGAUGGAUGGGGACUACCAGCGGGGGGACUGCGGCGGCUUAG
This is a messenger RNA of Rhodotorula toruloides NP11, 3582 nucleotides long. Its product is annotated as vacuolar membrane protein. Lineage: Eukaryota; Fungi; Basidiomycota; Microbotryomycetes; Sporidiobolales; Sporidiobolaceae. Gene Ontology annotation, biological process: vesicle-mediated transport; endosome organization; organelle fusion. Gene Ontology annotation, molecular function: protein-macromolecule adaptor activity; protein binding. The coding region runs from base 1 to 3582 and encodes 1193 amino acids. Gene Ontology annotation, cellular component: HOPS complex; endosome. The record is from RefSeq and is a predicted model, not a curated record. The transcript is spliced from 10 exons.